This is a messenger RNA of Drosophila subpulchrella, 1722 nucleotides long. RefSeq lists its product as uncharacterized. The transcript is spliced from 5 exons. The coding region runs from base 1 to 1722 and encodes 573 amino acids. The record is from RefSeq and is a predicted model, not a curated record. NCBI's taxonomy places the organism in Eukaryota, Metazoa, Arthropoda, Insecta, Diptera, Drosophilidae.
AUGUUGCAUUUGGGAAAAAUCUAUAAGCAAAUUGAUAGAUUGAACAAUCUGAAUAUAGUUCAGCAUAGACAUGGACCUGCCUUUGCUUUACACUCCGGCUACCUUACAGAUUUCUAUAAUAUAGAGGGUUGGAUUUCAGAACUAUACGGGGAUAUGAGACGGUACGAGUCGAUGAAAUUUGAAAACGAUACGCAAAUAAAUUUGGCUGAGGCACAGGUUUCGAUUGGGCGCGAGCAGAAUUUUCAAUUAAUAGAAAAUAUUUACCUCAAACUCUUCAAGGAUAACUUGAUCGACUACCUGGCAAGGGGUAACCAGCUAUGGCACAUCUCUACUUGCAAAACGCCACAAUCCCCUCAGCAAUUUCUUUACACGUUCUAUGUGGACUACAUUCUACUAGAACUAAAGGCCCACGCCUUGGUAGAGUGGUCCUGGAUGUUGCUCAGGAAGUUCGGAAAGGGAGGAUCCAUCGAGGAGGAGAAAGCUACUCGGAAAGCUUACCAGCGAAGGACUUCCGGAACUCUUCCAAAGAUCAAGGACUUGAUGAGUCAGGCAGAUCGCUCCGUUUGGCGGUGCGACCCAAGGCAACACGAGGCCGGGGUCACCUACGAGGAGGUCACCCGCCUUCUGCAGGGCUACGUGGAGAACGAGGUGGACCUGAACAGCGACGGAACCUGCCGUCGUGACUGUGGCUACUACACAUCCUCCAGAAGUCAGGGGUGUUUCGACAACAAGUUCUGUUCUGAGCAGCCAAAAUGCGCCGGGGGAGUGUACGACUGUCGCUAUGUGGAAUCAGAUAUGCAGAUUUGUCAGGCGGAUAAGAACUCCAACAGACGGUACGAGUUCAUCCAGUAUGAAAGUGGACUUGUUCAUGGACAGAAAGGAUCCUGUGACACGUGGUUAAACCGUGCCAAAAGUUGGAAUCGGUGGAUUUUCCAGGAAUGCAGCUACUGUGUUUGCCUAUGCGAUGAUCAAAGCCCCAAGUCGGAUCGGUUCUUUAACCUGCGACCUGUGAUCGCCGAUGUGGAGAAGAACAGAAUCGUGACGGGACUUCGAUUUGUUAAGAGCAAUCGCAUAUUUCACCUGCAAAUUCAGGAGGGCGAGCUCCUGCCCCUUGGAGUCAUUAAUGAGGCCACUCUUCAGUGGAAACCCGUGGAUGCGUACACCAUAUCCGAUGAGGACGUGAAGAUAAACGUUGACCUCCACAUGUUGACCUAUGAGAAAAGAUCCAUUAAUCUUGGCAAAGUGGAGGCGAACAACAACUCUGUGGUUACCGGGCUGCGGUUCCAAGUGGUCGGAACCCAUCUUCAACUGGAGGCCCAAUUCAGCAGAGUUGAUUUCGAAAACGGAAAGCUCAUCGAGCCGGAGACAACGAGCUCUUGGCUAUCCGGGGGCUACGAUGAACCAAGGAAGAAGAUAUCCCUAAGGGACGCCCAUGUGCCCACGCGAUCCUCUGACUCUUCGAUACCUUACCCGAGUGACAAACAGUAUAUCGAAUUUACCAACACUGGCUUUGACCAGGAUGCUGCCCAGACCACUGUGCCCUAUAUCGACAUCCAGGAAGUGGUUUCUGAACCGGUGGUCCCACUCUCCGGAAUUGGAGUUUACUUCAAGGGCAGUGACGGAUAUGGUGGAUUUCUGGCACCCAAGAUUAUCACCUAUGACUUUAUGCCACACGUCCAGGUGCCCACGUGGGAGUCUCUGAACUCCAAGAGCCCGGAAUAG